Mesocricetus auratus (golden hamster) is the source of this 4210-nucleotide messenger RNA. It is a transcript of the gene Znf317, whose product is annotated as zinc finger protein 317. Gene Ontology annotation, biological process: regulation of transcription by RNA polymerase II. Lineage: Eukaryota; Metazoa; Chordata; Mammalia; Rodentia; Cricetidae. The record is from RefSeq and is a predicted model, not a curated record. The transcript is spliced from 11 exons. The coding region runs from base 765 to 2564 and encodes 599 amino acids. Gene Ontology annotation, molecular function: DNA-binding transcription factor activity; RNA polymerase II cis-regulatory region sequence-specific DNA binding.
UAGAAGCCAUUACCUUAAAGAGGCGAUUGGAAUAAGACACAUGUGCGAAAAAAUGUUUAAGGCUUCCCCCCCUUGUAUGUGUCCGAACCCUUCUGUUCGCCGAAGCGUUAGGGAUCCACAAUGUGAACUUCUAGUCCUUUCGCCUUAGCUGGGGAGACUUCCGCUUCCUGGAUCCCAUCCUCAGUCUGGAUUCACAAUGUAGUCCAGACUGGAUUCUCAAAUUUGUAAUCUUCAUAUUUCAGCGUUCCUCUGUGCUGGGAUUAUAGAGACAAGGUUGAGAUCCAGUCUGAGAUCAGCAUUCUGCAAGGUUGCCUAUGGCUGCUGGAGGCAGGUGUUUCUGGGAGAAGCAAGGGAAGCAGGUUUGCAACUGGCCAUGGAGGUUUUCUGUGCCAGGGUACCAGUUGGAAUACUGGAAGAUCUUCCCCAAAGGCCACAGGUGGUAUUCUGAGCAUAUAUUGAAAAGGAGUGUGGAUAGUAAAUAUCCCUAUCUGGUUCCUUGCUUCAGUAGAAUUGCUUCAAGCUUUUCUCAGUUUAAGAUGAUGAGCCCCUUGCAAAAACAUUCUGCCUUUUAACUUCAUGAAUUAAUCUGACUUUGUGAACCUCAUCAUGUUGCCAACCCAUUAUCAAACAGCUUGUGGGUCAAGAGGAAAUGACAAGAAACAAAUUUCAGAGUUCUCCCUAAAUAAGAGAGACAGCCUUUGAAGCCCCAGUUGUCAGCUUCACGUACUCCUACAUUCAACUAAGGUUGCCUGUGCCCCCAAAGGAUGGCUACCCUUGGGCUGUCUCCCACAUUUGCUGUAUCAUCUCAUGGCUCUGCAGGUAGCCAGGAAUCAGAAUUUCUUCUUCCUACAAAAUGCCAUUCCUGUCAGCAGAAUUUGGGUUUGUUUGCUUGCCAUACUCCAGAGCCGAAUGUACCAACUCAUGUUUCUUCUCAGGAGUCUGUGACGUUCCAAGAUAUUGCUGUGGAUUUUACUGAGAAAGAGUGGCCGCUGCUGGAUUCUUCCCAGAGAAAACUAUACAAAGAUGUAAUGCUGGAAAAUUAUAGCAACCUAACUUCACUGGGGUAUCAGGUUGGCAAGCCCAGCCUCAUCUCACACCUGGAGCAAGAAGAGGAGGUGAGGAUGGAGGAGAGAGGCAUUCAGCUGGGUUCUUCUCCUGAUUCGGGAACUCCAUCUAAAGUGAAGUGGUCCAUUGUUAUGGAAGAUAUUUUGGGGAAGGAAGCAUCUACUGGAGUGACAGUGCAGGACAAAUCUCAUCUUUUGGAAAAGUCUUCUCAAUUCACCCAUCUGUUUGAAGUCUUCAGUAUCAGCUCUCACCUUACUCAGUCAGUAGGAAGACCCGCAAACAAGAGGCCCUAUCACCGCCACAGCUGUGGAGUUGCCUUCAAGAACAGGACUCACCUGACUCCGCACAUGAGCAUGUAUGACGGGAGAAAAAUGCAUGAAUGUCACCAGUGCCAGAAAGCCUUCACUACCAGUGCUUCUCUCACAAGGCAUCAUAGGAUUCACACUGGGGAGAAGCCUUAUGCGUGCAGCAACUGUGGCAAAGCCUUCAACGACCCCUCAGCUCUAAGGAGCCAUGCAAGAACUCACCUGAAAGAGAAACCCUUUGACUGUAGUCAGUGUGGUAACGCCUUCCGGACCCUCUCUGCUCUGAAGAUCCACAUGCGAGUUCACACUGGGGAAAGACCCUACAAAUGUGAGGAGUGUGGCAAAGCCUAUGGCAGGAGCUGCCACCUCAUAGCCCAUAAGCGGACACACACUGGAGAGAGGCCCUAUGAGUGUCAGGACUGUGGGAAAGCCUUCCAGCACCCCUCUCACCUGAAGGAGCACAUCCGGAACCAUACUGGGGAAAAGCCUUACGAGUGUACACAGUGUGGCAGAGCUUUCCGGUGGAAGUCCAACUUCAAUUUGCAUAAGAAGAACCACAUGGUGCAGAAAACCUAUGAGUGCAAAGAAUGUGGGAAGUCCUUCAGUGACCUCCUAUCAAAGAGGAAACACAUGAGGAUUCACGUGGUAAAGAAACCAGUUGAGUGUUGCCAGUGUGGGAAAACCUUCCGAAACCAGUCUAUCCUGAAGACACACAUGAACUCUCACACUGGGGAGAAACCUUAUGGCUGUGAUCUCUGUGAGAAAGCCUUCAGUGCAAGUUCCAACCUCACUGCACACAGAAAGAUACACACUCAAGAAAGAUGCUAUGAAUGCACUUCCUGUGGGAAGGUCUUUGGCGAUUACCUGUCACGAAGGAGACACAUGAGCAUCCACCUUGUCAAGAAGCGCGUGGAGUGUCGGCAGUGCGGAAAAGCCUUUAGGAACCAAUCCACCCUGAAGACACACAUGAGAAGCCACACAGGCGAGAAGCCAUAUGAGUGUGACCAUUGUGGAAAAGCCUUCAGCAUCGGUUCCAACCUUAAUGUACACCGGAGGAUUCAUACUGGGGAAAAGCCCUAUGAAUGCCUUGCUUGUGGAAAAGCCUUCAGUGACCAUUCGUCCCUUAGGAGUCAUGUGAAAACCCACCGGGGAGAAAAACCUUUUGUACCAUCCAUGUGGAAAAGGCUUCAGUGAGUACUCGGUUGCAAAGGAAACUUGGCAGGUUUAAGAAGUCACAAAUCUUUCAUUAAUUCUCCACACACAGAACACAAAAGAUCACAUGGAACUUUGGAAAAAUGCAGUUUGGGUAAAGAUUUAGAAGACUUGAGUUGGUAUUUAACCCAUGGGGGUCUCUAAGAAAACAGGGGAUGAGAAAAAUUUUGUAUUGAGUAUCAAGAAACGUUGAACAUACUUCAUGUUCUUAAACAUGCAAGAACUUAGGGAGAGACUCUUCAGCUUGGGCAGUUAGUAAUAAAAUCAACAAGAAUUUGUGGGCACUCCCAGAGUAAAUCUUUAUCAAUACGGUGAUUAGGGAAAUCUUUCCUCACGGGAGAAAUAAGAGUAAAAAGAAAACUCUGAGAAGUGAGGAACAGGGAAAAGUCAAUAAGAAGAGGUGAGCAAAGCGGUCAGCUAUUUAGUUGUUGGCUCACAAGCAAGGUGCUUGUUCUUUUAAAAGAGGAAACCCGUCUGACAGAUGCUUCCGACAUACAACUGUAAAAAUCUUUUUCAGGCAGCGUUGGUUCUCAACCUGGGGCAGUUUUGCUCUCCAGGGCAUUUGUCAGUGUCUGAACAGAUUUUUGGUUUUGAGAAUGGGGAGAGGGGUGCUACAGGUAUAUAGAAAGAUGACACUAGAAAUGUUACCAAAUAACCUACAAUACACAGAAAUCAUCCAUGUCAAAGAAUUAUUUGUACUAAUACAAUCAUGCUGACUUUGAGAAUAAUACUAUCCAUUCCUCGAUUAUUAUCAUCUCUAUGCGCACUCACAUUAGGAGAAAGUUUUUGCAGCUUUGUAACAGAAAAAAAAAUGCAAUUCCAUUUUUUUCUGAAAAUGUGUGAGAAUAUCCACAGCUGAUGAGCAUCAGUGAAAAUGCUUAUAACCACAGUCUCCCUGUGUAUGAAUGUCGGGUUCUAUGUGCAAGUCUUUCUUAAUAACAGCAGACACAAGCUCUUUAGUUUUCUUGAUCUCUUUAUUCUUUAGGGUUAUGGUCCUCUGAAUAACUGUUAGGGCCCAUUACAAAUGAUCUGUAUAUAGUAUUUUUUACAAUACCUUUGCUCCUAUCUUAAUUUCCCUUUGGGAAACUUCACCUGACCAAUGAUGUAUUUAGAAUUGUGUGAUGCUAUGCACUGGGUAAUGUGGGUAUUUUUGAUACCUAUGUCAAAUGCAUUGUGGUCAAAGCAUGAAGCUUUGUAGUGUAGAUCCUUUGGUUGCUUGUGGCUUUCUGUCCAAAAGAAUAACAAAGACUUCUAGUUGCUUCCCCAGUACCCAUUUUGAACUCCUAUAGCAGAAGAAUCAUGGUUUUAUUUGAUUAGUAAAUGUUGCUACUUUAAGAAAUCUUUUGCAUUUUUUCAUGCAACUAGUAUUCUCUACAUCCUAUGACCCUGGACAUUGAUUAUUAAACAGGGGUCUUUGAGUGAUUUUUCUGACAAAAAACUUUUGAAAAAAAAUUUUUUAAUUCGUUGUGUGACCCUGAAUAUGAAGACCACAGUCUAAAGAAGACACUAGAGAAGUCACAGUAACCCCAUCUGUACUGUGACUACUGAAAGAGUUUACAUUGGUGCUUGAUUGAUUAUAUCUAUACUUUGUAUUACCUGAGAAAACAAUAAAGUUGAUUAUAAGUUUA